This is a messenger RNA of Doryrhamphus excisus (bluestripe pipefish), 3876 nucleotides long. RefSeq names its product alanyl-tRNA synthetase 2, mitochondrial (putative) (gene aars2). Gene Ontology annotation, molecular function: alanine-tRNA ligase activity; aminoacyl-tRNA deacylase activity; nucleic acid binding. The record is from RefSeq and is a predicted model, not a curated record. Gene Ontology annotation, cellular component: cytoplasm; mitochondrion. Gene Ontology annotation, biological process: alanyl-tRNA aminoacylation. Lineage: Eukaryota; Metazoa; Chordata; Actinopteri; Syngnathiformes; Syngnathidae.
UGCAGAACGCGCAUGCGCUUCGUGCUCCAGUCGGCACUUGGUGUUGAGGUUCUGGUCCAACGUGCCAAUGAACAGACUGGUUCACCGGAGUCUCAGCUCCACUCGGCGGGUCGCUGAGCCGCCGGUUCGGUUCCUUGUACGCUCAGCUCAAGGCCAAAGCGCGUGCCCUCCGGAAGUGAGAGCCUCGCGUGUCAGGAGAACCUUCCUGGACUUCUUUCAACAACAACAUGAACAUCGACUGGUACCGUCCUCUCCGGUCCGGCCCAGAGGGGAUCCUAGUCUACUUUUUGUUAACGCCGGAAUGAAUCAGUUCAAGCCCAUCUUGUUGGGCACAGUGGAUCCGCGCAGCAACAUGGCGUCGUAUCGCCGCGUGGUCAACAGUCAGAAGUGCGUCCGAGCUGGCGGCAAACACAACGACCUGGAGGACGUGGGCAAGGACGUGUACCACCACACCUUCUUUGAGAUGUUAGGGAACUGGUCGUUUGGAGACUACUUCAAAGAAGAAGCAUGUGCGAUGGCAUGGAGCCUCCUUACGGAGCACUAUGGCAUUCCUGAUGAUAGACUUUAUGUGUCGUACUUUGCUGGGGACACUGCUUUAGGUUUAGGAGCUGACGAGGAGACUCGGCACAUCUGGUUGAACAUCGGGGUCCCUCCGGCUCGCCUUCUUCCCUUCGGCCUGAAGGAGAACUUUUGGGAGAUGGGGGACACGGGCCCAUGUGGUCCCUGCACAGAGAUCCACUAUGACCACGUUGGGGGGAGAGAUGCCGCCCUUCUGGUUAAUGCAGACUGUCCUGAUGUGGUGGAGAUUUGGAACUUGGUCUUCAUGCAGUAUAGCAGGGAGGCGGAUCUCCAGCUGCGGCUCCUGCCCCAACGGAGCGUCGAUACUGGCAUGGGACUGGAAAGACUAGUGAGUGUUCUUCAGGGUAAAAGGUCAAAUUACGACACAGACCUCUUUGUACCGCUGUUGGACGCCAUCCAUGAGAGAAGUGGCGUGGGGGCUUACGGUGGCACGACGGGGGCUCACGCUCAUGUGGACGUGGCUUACAGGGUUGUAGCUGACCAUGUGCGAACGCUGGCCGUAUGCAUCGCCGACGGGGUUCAUCCCGGCAUGUCAGGCGCAGAGUUGGUGCUGCGGAGGAUUCUCAGGCGGGCCGUCCGAUUCUGUACCGAGGUCCUGCGUGCUCCUCAGGGGACGCUGGCGGGCCUGAUCCCCACAGUUGCACACACCUUGAGUGAUGCGUAUCCUGAGCUGCAACGUGAGGCGGACAGAGUGAUGGACGUUAUCAACGAGAAUGAGGAUCACUUCCUGUCGUCUCUGCAGCAGGGCGGCAGGCUCAUUCGACGAACCCUCGACAGGAUGGACCGCAAACAUGGAGUCUUUCCUGCCUCGGUAGCCUGGUCUCUGCACCGGGACCUGGGCUUCCCUUUGGACCUGGUGGACCUGAUGCUGGAGGAGAGAGGAGUAUCUGUUGACCGUCACCAACUGGACCAACUGAUUGCACAGAAUCACAAGGGGGCGGCGGAGCAAAGCGGUGCUCGGUCUCAGCUGGCGUUGGACGUGGUCACCUUAGCGGCGUUGCAGCAACUCGGAGUCGGUCACACGGAUGACAGCCUCAAGUACGAGUACAGACUGGAGCAGAACCGCUACGUCUUCCCAGCAUGCCGAGCGACCGUGGUGGCGCUGUUUGACGGACACACACUGGUGUCACAUGUCAAGGAGGGACAACGCUGCGGUGUCAUUUUGGAUCGGACGUCCUUGUACGCCGAGCAGGGGGGGCAAUCUGCAGACCGAGGCUACUUUGUACGGGAUGACAUGCAGGAAGUGCCUUUCUCCCUGGAUGGGGUGUUUCGUGCAGGCGGGUAUGUGAUCCACCAGGUGAUCGCCCCUGACACCCUUAAGGUGGGAGACCGAGUCCACAUCCACCUGGACCAGGCCCACCGGGUGGCGUGCAUGGUCAACCACACGGCCACACACACGCUCAACUUUGCCCUCAGGAAAGUUCUGGGCCCGUCGGUUGAGCAGAGAGGCUCCCACGUGUCGGCAGACCGCCUCCGUUUCGACUUCAGCUUCAAGGGCUCGUUGAGUGUAGCUCAGCUGCAGCAGGUGGAGAACUGCGUUAACGAGAUGGUGCUUGCCAAUCAGGCGGUCCACAUCGAGGAAGUUCCCCUUCACAGCGCCAUGAGCAUCACGGGCCUCCGGACGGUGGACGAGGUGUACCCUGACCCGGUCCGGGUGGUGUCGCUCGCCGUUCCAAUUUCUGAGCUGCUGGACAAUCCCACGGACAGUCGCACGUCGGUGGAACUCUGCUGUGGAACUCACCUGCUGCACACCGCCGCCAUUCAAGACCUCGUCAUCGUGUCGGAGAAACCGCUUGUUAGAGGAAUUAGUCGUGUUAUCGCGGUGACGGGACGAGACGCAUCACAGGCUCGAGAGGCGGGGCAGUCGUUACUUCAGGAUGUGGACUCGCUGUCGGCCAGGAUGACAGGCUCCGCCUCUUCUUGCCUCGACUCAGCUCAAAGUCUUGCCAAGGAGGUGGGCGUGGUCUCUGAUGCAGUGGACAACACGCCCAUCCCCCAGUGGCUACGUGGUGAACUGCAGGCCCGCCUGAAGAGUCUGCAGAGGCGGAGUAACACUUUGGUCAGGAAGCUGGAAACCGGAGAGGCGGCAGUCAAGGCUCAGGCUGUGCUGGACAACAACGGCCAUAAAGACCUCCUGGUGGACUCUGUGGAGGCGGAGUCUCUUUCGGUGGUGAUGAAGGCAGUCAACCAGCUGAGCUCAGCUCUUCCUCAAAGUCACGUGAUGCUGCUGGCACACCAGAGGCAUUCUGGGAAAGUCCUGUGCGCCUGUCAGGUGCCAAAGGACUCUGUGGCGCUCUCGGCUUCAGCCUGGGCGGUGGCGGUGUGUCGUCAGCUUGGCGGCGAGGGCGGAGGCUCUACGGUGGUUGCCCGAGGGACAGGAAGUACCGCUGACAUCACAGAAGCUCUCAGAUGGGCGGAACAGUUUGCCCGCAGGAAUAUCAAUGGAUGACUUUUUCAACAGCAGGAACAGGAAGCGUUCGUCUUAGUCAUAUCAUGGAACCAAAGGCGACCUCAAGAGGUGACCCCGCCCAUUUUAUCAAUCAUGUGGAUCAAUUUCUUUGUUUUAAAAGGAAUUUAAGAUACUUAAACACAGAUACCAACCAAUAAAAAUAAUGCACGGCGGACGAGUGAUUAGCGUGCAGACCUCACAGCUAGGAGACCAGGGUUCAAUUCCACCCUCGGCCACCAUCUCUGUGUGGAGUUUGCAUGCGUGCAUGCGUGGGUUUUCUCCGGGUACUCCGGUUUCCUCCCACAUUCCAAAAACAUGCUAGGUUAAUUAGCCACUCCAAAUUGUCCAUAGGUAUGAAAGUGAGUGUGAAUGGUUGUUUGUCUAUAUGUGCCCUGUGAUUGGCUGGCCACCAGUCCAGAGUGUACCCCGCCUCUCUGUACCCCGAAGACAUCUGGCAUAGGCCCCAGCAUCCCCCUGCGACCCUCGUGAGGAAAAAGCGGUAGAAAAUGAAUGAACGAAUGAGUCAUAACAUCUUAAAUCUCACAUCCUAUCAGACUAACCUGACACCUGCACGGGUGGCGGUGGGGGCGGAGCUUAGCAGACAUUUGACUGCAGUUACUCCUUCAGCAAACAAACCAAACCUGAUGUCAUGUGAUCCACUUUGUUGAAGUAUUGAAAAUGAUGCAUCCAAAUACAUGCUACAAAUACUGAUGUAGCAGAGGAUAAAAAAUUGUGUAGAAAAAAUGCAUUAAAAUGAUGCAUAAUAAAUAAUAAAAAGGUGUGUAAAGGAUGUAUAUGUCAGAAUGUAUGUAGGUCAUUAAAAUAUGUAUAUAAUGCUUUUAAAUCGU